Messenger RNA from Cynoglossus semilaevis (tongue sole), 1670 nucleotides. Its product is annotated as proline-rich protein 13. Lineage: Eukaryota; Metazoa; Chordata; Actinopteri; Pleuronectiformes; Cynoglossidae. The coding region runs from base 328 to 798 and encodes 156 amino acids. The transcript is spliced from 3 exons. The record is from RefSeq and is a predicted model, not a curated record.
AGCAGGGAGUGAGUGAGGCUUCCAUGGGACUCUUUCUAUCAAAUUAAAACAGUUCAUGUUGAUGCAUGAUGUCACCCAGUCAGUCCUGUCUGUCAGUGGAAAAAAAAGUUGGUUGUUUUGGCACUGAAAAAAAAAAAGCCUGCAGGAAUGUUGCUUGUACGGAAACGGUGAGCACACAGAACAACAACGGGCGAGGCCCCUGUGAUCAUCAUUCCAUCUCAGUUACAUGAGGAAAUAAAGAGCAGGCAAAGGUGAAUGCUCGACUAACUCACUAACAACUUCUAAGGUUUGCUGAAGUGUCCGUCGAUCGAAUAACAACAUUUGAGUAUGUGGCCGAAUCAAGGACCUUAUCCGUCAAACCCCGCCUACCCUCCUAACUACAAUCCCGCAUGUCCUGCCGGACCUUCUCCAGGAGUUUUUCCCUACUCCACAAACCCGGCAUACAUGCCUGGGCAGUACCCAGCCGUUCCACCUAAUGUACCUCAUGGUGCCAUGCCUUACCGUGCUCCUGGACCUUAUCCUUAUCCUGCAGCUCCAUGUCAACUUCCAUGUGGCCCUUCUGCAGGUGUUCACCCAGGUCAAUAUCCCCGCUCUCCAAAAGCGGGCCACCAAAAAGGUCAUCACAAAGAGCACCAUCAUGGAGGUAUGAAUGCCACGGCUGGGCUACUGCCUGGAGGAAUGAUGGGGAUGGGAAUGGGAAUGGGAAUGGGAAUGGGAAUGGGACCGGGAAUGGGAAUGAAACAGGGGAAAAAGAUGAAGAAGGGAAAGAAAGGGCACAAAGGCGACGAAUGGGAAUAAGAACAUGGACAUGGAUAUGGACAUGGACAUGGAUAUGGACAUGGGAAACACAAAAGUGGAAAGGUAAUGCUGGAUUUAAAUUUUAAAUACACCAAACGUGAAAUAACAUGUCUUUUUCAUGAAAUGUUUCAGGUGUAAGAAUGCAGUCUGAACUAUGGUCUCAUAAAUGUUUAUUUGUUCUUUUUCCCAGUCAUCCAGCAGCAGCAGCAGUAGCAGCAGCAGCAGUAGCAGUUCAGACUAAAAACAGCAGCCCAAGAAACGUUCUUUGUUUUAUUUUUUUAAUCUUGUAUUGAUUAUUAAUAAAAAUGAAUAAAGUUAUGUAUAUUUUUAGCAUAAAACCACAAAGACAAUCUAGAAUAUCACACAUAUUUUAUUCUCUUUUAUUUUAAACAUGUCUAACAGCUUUAUCAUUUAGUACAAAUGAGCUUGGUUUUUCCAACGAGGAGUGAAUGCUAUUUUGUCACCCUGCCAGAACAUACGACACCUAAUUCUAGCAAUGCUUCGUUCGUCAUCUGCAUACUUGUAAACGCCACAGUGUACUAAACGUGUCCUUCUCCCCUUUUUGACACAAGAAAUCAAAAAAUAUUUUGACAUUUCUGGAUGGGCUCAAACUUCCUAAUCAUAGAUUCCAGACAGUAUUGUAAGAUUUAUCUACUGCAAUUCUAUGUAUUAUGAAUGGUAGUCCACGAUGUGCAACGUAACAAGUAAAGGAAAAUAAAUUAAUUAAAAUUUUCUGUUAGUGAUAUAUGUGGAAUUACACACGUUUGGAUAUGGAUGUGUGUCAAGACGGUGUUUAUUUACUGUAGGUCAGCAGUUGGACCUGACCCCUGCUACCUGCCUUCAAAAUAAAUAAAGAAAAUUGUCUUUAUUCC